AUGGACUCAAACAUAGACCCCGAGGUUGCUAAGAGUCAACCUGUUCAUGAGGAUGAUGUGGGGUCUUUAGAAGAGCAGAGUGAAGUCCAACAUACGCCAAACAGCAACAACAAUUUACCAACAUUUGCGGAGGAAAAUAAUGCCUCGCAAAUUAUGAGCUCGGGCUCAGCAGAGGCUGCGUUAACAUUGUUGAAUGAUCUACGUCCAAACGAUCAAUCUCGCGAUGCGGGCACAGGUUCCAUUCCACCAGCGGAAUAUAUGGAUAUCAUACUGAAAAUGGAGUUGCAGAAACCUGAAAUGUUGUUAGUCCAGUAUGAUCCCGAUGGGAAACCAUUGAGACUUGGACGUCCUCGGAAACACAUUACGAGGCCCCCAUCACCUCCCGAGACAUCUUCUGAUCAGAAUUAUAACCAAUCAAUAAUGUCAAAGUUUAGAUUCGACUCGCAGCCAGUUGAAGGUCCGGGAUCUCGAGGAGGCAAGAAUUUGAGAAAAGAAACUCGUGGCAAGAUUACGCUGGAUGCAGUGAAGAAGAGACAGCAGUCGAUUCUCAAUUUCGCUGUAGCGGAGCCCAACCCUGCAAACAGCGAGGCUACAAAUGUACCGACCGAAGGUGAGAACAAUGACCACAAGCAAGAAAACAAUCCAGUUAAAUUGUUUAUUAAAGCACCAGAGAAAACUGAUCUGCAGUCACCUGCACCUCAACAGAAGAGACAAAAACUAAGGAACUCGCUCAAUCCAAUGCGGAGAGCACUCGAGAAGCGAAACCCAAAGGCCUUGCCUUCGCCUUUGAUUCCAGUGAGCGCUGCGGAAGACUUUUUGAUUCGAAAUGACGAAAGCCGUUUAGCCAGCAACACGCAAUUGGCGUUGGGGUACCCUAUACAGAAAGCACCUUAUGCUAAUGACAUCAUGUACUUGGUUUUGUUCUUGACCAAGUUUAGGGAAGUAAUACCUUUCAAAAAUCUAGGUCCCAAGAGUUUUGAGCAAGGAUUGUGUCUACCUCCUCUUCGACAACAGGAUGAAAGCUCGAGAUAUAACUUGCGAAGUGAAUUUGUUGAGAAAGAUGAUGAUUACGACAUCUCAAGCGUAUCGCCAGAGAUGGAAGACUUGUUCAAGAGAUUGCUCACUUUGGUCUUGAACCGCAAGAAGGACGUUGCAUCAGCAAGUGGCGCAAUCCUGGAGCUCAAGCCACAAAGUGCAAGAUUGGGGUUACCCAAGGAGUGGAGAGUUUACAGCCCCAGUGAAAAGGAAGCUUACGAUGCUGGAGAACCAGUAGAUCCAGCUCACCCGGAAAUAUUAAUUACAAAGUUCCCCAACGAACCAGAUUAUGUAAUCACGUUCAACCCUUUUUACACCAACGAUUUUGAAUCCAAAGGGCUACGUGGCUUGAGUAAUCCUUUGGAUAGGCUACUUGUGUUGAAAACAUUAGCUCAGUGGUCGUUGUCAACCUCGGAUUCAAUCAAGAGCUACAUUGCUCAAAAUGUUCAAAACCAAGAAUUGCCAGGUGAAAAGGACACAUACUACGCAUCUAGAGCACUUUUGUAUGGAUUCGAUGAUUGUAAACAGGCAAAAGCGAAAGCUGAUGCACGAUUGGCGAAAAUGAAGUCAACUGAGGAGGAUUUGAAGUAUGUUGAUCCUACUUCUGAUCCAACAGCUCAUUCCAUGAACAUUCGAUUAGUUGAUCAUCUUGUCGGAGAUUUAGGGUUUUAUGGGGGAAGAUUCUACUUGUGUAGAAUGGCUGAUGGUAACAAUGGUGGUCUAACCUCGGUAAAUAAAAUGAGUACUGUUUUCAGGGGCCAGGAUGUUGGCUUGGGGUCGUUACCACCUUCUGAUUUCAAACUUUAUGUUCAAGAUACGCACUCAAUUUCCAAAGGUGCAGCCAAAGCUGAUGGAGUAGAAUUCGACGAAAAUGGAAAUGAAGUUGAUACUACAGCAGAUAGAAACUUUGACGAUUCUGAGCAUUGGUACGAAGUUGCAUCAAAUGCUACUGAAUUGAAAGAGUUUGUUGCUUACUUGAGCAAGAAACUCUACAACCGUACAAAAUACAGCGUUGGUUCUGAUUUGCACCAAUCAACAAGCAGGUUUCAUGCAUACUUGUCUAGAUUGUUGCCAUUAAUCGAAGCACAGGAACAAUUGCAAACGACAUCAAGACAAAAGAGGAAAAGAACUAUUGAUUAUAGUGAUUCUCGUGCAGCUGCAAGGUAUGAUGAUGCUUUUGGUGCGGUAGGAGACGAUGUUAUUGUGGACGAUGGGUAUGAUGACGACAAUUAUAUAGACGAUGAUGUUCCCGAAGCUAUCGAAUCAGAGGGAGAUGAAGAAUAUAUCGAUUGA
Molecule: messenger RNA, 2328 nt
Organism: Lodderomyces theae
Lineage: Eukaryota; Fungi; Ascomycota; Pichiomycetes; Serinales; Debaryomycetaceae
Exons: 1
Coding region: 1-2328 (775 amino acids)
Source: RefSeq, a predicted model, not a curated record